AUGGCGGAUUUGGUCAAGACUUACAUUGAAAAUGAAAAGGCUGAUGCGGAUUUGGCCCAAAAAUUAAUAACAAAUGAUAUUGGUAAGGUUCUUUUGGUAUCACAAUAUUGUGAUUUAUUUUUUAUCAUUUUAGUCAUGUUUGGAUUCAGUUAUUUAGCAUAUAUCUUGUGGAAAAUUUUGAUUUCAGGUAGAUUGUGCACCUCGGGGUCGAUGGAAACAGACUACCGAGACUUUUCUGAUCUCGGAGUCAGAGAGUUUGUCGAAUUAAAUUACACACCACUACCUCAGGAACUUAAAGAACAAUUGCGCAGUAAUGUUUUGUUAUUUUGUUUUGGUUUUAGGAGUCUAUUAGCUAAAUGUCUAUGUUAAUGUAUCUACGGUAAAAUAAUUUCGUUUUGUGCAGAGAGACUAUAUUGAUGUGUAUUGAGGUACUAGGGACAUUGUUGUAUACUGAGGUGGUUGUUUCAGAUUUACAAACUAACUGUGCUUUUGGAAUAUUCCCUGACAUUUACCGAGCAUGGAUGAUUGUUGACUCCGACUUGUUUUUAUGGAAUUUCGAAUUUAAGUAGGUUUUUUAUUAGUGGUUUGGUUAUAGAAGUUGUUAAACGUGCUACUUUCUUAUUAUAACAGUUUUUACUGUUUUAACAGCUAAAAAACUAUCAAAGAAUUGGUUUCAGCAAAGAUUUGGCAUAUUACGAUCAUAUAGAAAAUACGAUUUUAAAAGUGGAUUUGGUGACAUUGCGACAAGGAUCGUUUAACGGCCGGUUCUCGCAAGCUUUGGUGGUUGCUACAACCGGUGACUUGUAUUUAUUGGGAGUCGGAUUCAUCGAUGAAAGUCGACAAGAGACGGUUUGUGGCCAAAUCGACCACAAAAACCCCAACUUGUUUUUAGUGUUGGAAGAAAUUGCAAAGGUAUUAUAUUUUGUCGUAGUCUUUCUUGUAUAAUAAUUAAGGAUUCUUUAUAUGAUUUGGCUAUCAUAGACAAAAUAAUAUUAUUUUAGAUUUCUUUGGACGGCGUUGUUGUUACAGACCUGGCUUCUACAUCAGAUGGUCGGAUAUUCUUUUCUGCUGAUAAUGAUGUAUACGAAUGUGACUACUUUGUAAGUUUACUUUGACAAAUGGCUACAAACUUAUAUUUUUGCGAUUUUUGUAUAUUCUUAUGUUAAUGUGUUUAAGCUUUGAUAAUGUCAUUUCAGUCGGAACGAUGGUUUAGUAGUAGUGUGCAGAAGGUCAAUCUGACUAAAAGUUUGUUUCCUAAUCCGUUGUCAUUGUUCCAAUCGAAAGAGAAGAUAAUGCAAUUGGCCGUCGAUGACACACGACAUAUCUUGUACAGUUUAACAGAUCAUUCUAAAAUUGUCGUAUACGACUUGGGGAACACAGGACAAUCGUUCUCAAGAGUGACAGAUAGUUCAUUGGAUAGAAUUGUUGUAAGUUUAAGUUUUUAAUUGUGUUUGGAUGGCUUAUAGGUUGCUUUUGGGGAAGAAAACAUCAAAUUUAGUUUGCAAACCUUAGUUGGUAUAAAUAACUAAAGAUAUUAAACAUAUAUAAUGUUGCUUAUUUUCAGAAAGAUAAUCAAUAUCAGAUAAGUUGUGACACUGCCUUUGUACGAGAGUUGGUAUCUAUUUCUGUGGUAUCAUCAACAAGGUCAUUAUACAUAUACUUAGAAGCUAUUACCUCAUUUGGUAUUCGUAUCUUCUUUACAUGUUCUGAUCAGUUUUUAGUAGAACGAGGAGUCAACAGAGUAAGUUUUCAAUUUGAAUUAUUAUUAUUUUAAGUUGGCGCAUAACACUUUACAAUAUUUCUGACGCUGUUUCUCAAAUUUAAUGUCAUUCGUUUCAGUUUGCUCAACAUUCAGUCCGACCUAAGUGUCUGAACGCCGUGCACAUCAGAUUCCCAACAGGGAAUCCUUCAGUAACCUUGCAAGAGCAGAAACGGGUAUACUAUGGAAACACGUUAAAUGGUAAGGUCUUGAGCAUUUUAUGAUAUUUUGAGUUUAGGUACGACAAUAAUGGCAUUAAGCUCGGCGCGGGAGGAAUCUUAUGUUUAUGCCAUGUCUUCUGUUAACUUUACUUAUACGCAACGGUUGAUUGAAAGCUAUGUAAGUGUUGUGGAUGAUAUCAUUAUGUUAACUUUUAUGUGUUACAGAGGAUGUGUAAUGUAUUUUUUAAAUGAAGGCUUUAUUUUCAUGUUGAACUUGGCUACAGAGGAAUGUUCUUGUUUCAUUUUUAUUAUGAUAGUGAUAAUAUAAACCUAAAAAACUACAAGUUUAGAAUAAACUUCAAGUUCAAAACGCGAUGGUUUGGUCUGCAUCGAGAACGGCGGAACGUUUGGCUCUAGAACAGUGUAAAGUCCGUGAGACUGCCAUAAAUGUUGCUACGAUGAAGGAGAUCGAAUUGGUGCCAGCUCUUCAACCCCCACAAUUUUCUCAACAACAUGUCUUCUCAGUGGACAAGGUCCACAUCGUGACUCCAGAAGGCGUGUUAACCGUGGGACAUUCGGCUCCAGUAGAAAUCUUGAGGCAGAUUCUGGAGAAGUACGGCACAGAAUCCAGACAAUUAAAGGAUUGGCUUUACAUUCAUGGCAAUAUUGAAGUUUGCAUUCAAGCUUUGAUUAUCAUAUGCAGUGACCAGAGCACGGACUUGAAUAUUAAGGUUAGGAAAUGGAUUAAUGUUUUUUUUGUUUUGUGAUUUCUUGAGAUGUAAAUUUUAGGCUUUUUGGGUAACAUUGACAUAUGGAUAAUGAAAACUGAUAUGUGAAUUAAAUUAUUUCGAUUAGCAUAUUUGAUUUCAGGAACCAGCAAUCCGAACCUUUUUCUCUGUUGGAGGUCAGCCAGAACUCAUGAGCCCUCCUCUUAGCGGCCGCGGUCAAGGGGAUUUCUUUAAUGCUCAAUCCACGUUGAACUUUGAAGAAACGAAUCAUUUCAUGAACCAAACUGGUCCAUUAGUGUCAUCAACACCACGCAGAGCUCUUCAACAACAAAAACAAGUCCCAGCAUCAGAAAUGGAUAUGAGACCUUCAUUCAGACACGAUGCUUUGUACACUCACUUCACUCGAAUUGUGUAUUACAUCUGGAACAGGAAUGUGUGCCAACGAAGGGACAAUGAGGUAGGUUUUCGACUGAAAAGGACCAACAUUUUGAUAAUGAGUAGUAUAUUAUUUUAAGUGGUUUUUUAAAGCUAUAUCCAAAUUUUAGUGUUUGAAUUUUGGAAGUUUUUAAUCUUUUUGUUAAGUUAGGUACUACAGAUCACGUUCCGAAAAGUUUCAAUAAAAGAAUUCAUUUUCAGAUAUUGUCGUACUUGUAUCUUGAAGACCUUCAACUGAUCAACAAACACAUUGCUCUCUUCCAGCAAGCCAUCGGCCAGUUCAAUUUGAUCAGUGGUGUGAAAGGUGCAGGUUUCCAAAUUGAUGGCGAAGGUAAUUUCAUUGCUAUUUUAGUUUUGUUUAGUUAUCAUUGUAUAAAUUUAUUUUAUAUUCUUAAUAACAUAUUAUACACUAUAGUUGUGAUUUUUCUUGUUUCAGUGAUUGAACGCGAAAAUCGUUCAUUAGACCAGCUGCGACAAUUGAUUGGAAUUACUCGCGAGUUCCUAAACCUAUGGAUCCUGUUAUUGGAGCACAAUUUUACAGCAGUGGUUGGAGGUCUACCUUCUGAUGUGAAAGAACAGAUUCUCAAGUGGAACUUCUCCGAGUUGGUGGCAAACAAACCUGAACAGAUUGGAGUCGAACUGAUCUCGGCCUUAAUCAAGUUCUACUUUGGAGACGAGGCUAAGACGGAGAAUCUGAACAACCGGCUUGCUUCUGAAUGUCCAAAGCUUUUUACUAAUGAGGAUGCCAACAUCUUAAAGGUAUGCUAGGAUUUUUGGUUGGAAAACGUUUUCAAUGUAAUUUGAUGCACUACUGUAAUAACUUAACCUUUGCUCGUAGUUCUUGUUUUUAAAGUUAAGUAUGAAUAAAUGUUUGUAUUUUAGGGUAUCGAACUACUUCACACCGCCAGAAACGUCAACUCUUCAAGUGAAAGAGAACGGGCGAUUCACCGUGCCAUGGAAGUAAUGAAGAAGCACGCCGAACGGGCUGACAUGAUCCUGGUUGCCAAUCUGUUGAAAGACUUGAAUUACUAUGUCGGAAUCAUUGAUAUGGCAUUGGCAAGGGCAAAAAGGGUGGAUCCCCGAGAUUACGCCAAAAUCGCCUACAGGAAGAAUCUACAGGAACUUGGUGACAUGCAAGAAGCUGUGAGUUGUCUUAUUAAUGCGUAAUUUUGCGAAAAUUAUUGCAUAUGGUGGUAUAUAUCAACCAUAUUUUGCGUGUUUUUGUUUCCUGAUCAAUUUUUACAUUUUUAGGUCGAAAAAAGAGCCGGAGUAUACAGUAUCGUAAUCGACACUCUGAAUUACCUCCAUGGUAUUGCGACAAAAGAUUCCAAGCAAAAUGAUGGUCCCUUGAGUAAGGCUGCCGCUGUAGUCGAAAGAGAUCAGAUCAUCUACAGAAUCUCACACUCAGACGAUGAAAUCUGCCAAGUCUAUUUGUUCAGAUGGUUGAUUGAGAAUGGCAUGGAAGAAAAAGUUUUGUCAGAACCGAACGAAACUCUGGAACACUUUAUUUACAAGUCAGUUUUAUUUGUAUUAGCUGUUUACGAAUCUAAGAAAUGAUGUUUCCUUGAAAUUAUGGCACUUUUUUGUCUUUUUUAUAAGAAAUACGUAAAAAUAUGAUUUUUCUUUUUUUAGUGAAAUUGAGACAAGCGGAGCAACGAUUUACUUUGAUAUGCUGUGGCAGUACUACAAAGGAACAGAAGAAUAUGCAAAAGCGGCCAAGUUACUUUACGAAUUGGCUACGAAGAAGGCCAAGACCACGAAUACCGAGAAGAAGUUGGAGUUCUUGUCUCACGCCUUGAUCUGCAUCAAUUCAGCUCCAGAAUCCCAACCCAACGUUCAGUUGAAGGCCAACAUAAGAGAUUGGCUGGACGUGGCCAGAGUUCAACUACAAGCCCAACAGCAACUCAAAGCUGAAGCUGGAAGAAGACUGGAUCCGAGUGUUGUCGAGGAGACCAUCAACGAGUUGAACUCGAACUUGUUGACCGUAUCAGAUUUGUUUGAAUUGGCCAACCGGUUUGACUUCCCGUUGAUUAAACUGGCCGUCCUGCAUUGUGCUGGACAUUUCGAUGCCGAAAUGGUCGAGGGCAUUUACAAGAAUCUCAUACAUGAAGGUUAGUUUUGGUUAAUUCUUUUUUAUAUUCUACUUUGUUUUAGUUUUUAAAUUUGUUAAUUAAUGUCGUGGAACGGUUUUUUUAGAUUUGGAAAGGGUUGAUACAGAAGGCAAGGACAUGUACGCAGCUGCCCGAUCACUGGCCACUAGACUGGCACAACUUCGACGACAGUACGCGGCGUCUCCCAAGUAUUUCCCAACCAGUAAGUUUGUUAUAUCAGCGAUUAAGUUCUACUUUUUUUACAAAACUUUGCGUUACUACUGUGAAUUCUUUACAAACCUUUUAUUUUAUAAAUUUUAUUUCAGAAUUUAUCGUACAAGAACUUCUACAGUAUUCACUGAACAGUCUUUCCCCAAAAUGGUUCGAACAAGUGAUCCGAGGGUCGGAAAUCCAAGUUCACGAGCUGAUCACCGAAUGUCUACACGUUUAUCGUGUAGUCGAUCCCUUCUGGAGGCGCAACUCUCAAGCCAAGAAGUUCAUGGUACAGUUGUGCAUGUUGUUGUCAGAGAAUUUCAUCCAAAAAGCACCUCAAAUUGUACAUGAAGAACGACUAGUGACGAAAGACACGUGCCUCGAGUUCGUGGGAACCCUACUCUUGGACCUACAGGACUCGUUGGAGAACACAGAUAGACUAAAAUCACUUCAAACACGACUCGAAGAAAUCCGGUAG
Messenger RNA from Bursaphelenchus okinawaensis, 5864 nucleotides. NCBI's taxonomy places the organism in Eukaryota, Metazoa, Nematoda, Chromadorea, Rhabditida, Aphelenchoididae. The record is from the annotation of a GenBank genome assembly.